ACUGUUAGAGGACCAACUGUCCGCUAAACUGGCGGAUAAACGCCGCGAAAGGAUAUUAUUUCAUUAGGAGUAACAUUCAAGGAUGCCCUGCUGAUACCUUCUGUCUCCACAGAAACGAUCUUCACGAUGUCGGCGGACGCGGAGCUCAACAGAGACGCCAACGACGACAACAAACUGGUCAAACCGAAGGUCGAGUUCAAGACUUUGCUGCAACUUGCCGGAGCCACGAAAGAAGUGUUCACCAUGAAGGAGGUGAUGUUCUACCUGGGUCAGUACAUCAUCAAGAAGCAGCUGUACGACCAGAAGCAGCAGCACAUCGUCCACUGCUCCCAGGAUGCACUGGGGCGCGUGCUGGGCGUCGACAGCUUCUCCGUGAAAGAGCCACGAGUUCUGUUCUCGAUGAUCACAAAGAACCUGGAGGCCGUGAAGAGCCAAGAGUCGCCUCUGAGCUCCAUCGAGCCGCCGCAGGGCGACGCUCAGCCGGACAGCGUCUCAGAGAUGACCACCGACCGGGAGACUGAACAUAAGGAGGUGGAGCCAGGAAGUCGCUCUUCGUCUCCAGACAGGAGGGGGGGGAGGAGGAGGAGGAGGAGGAGAAGGAGGAGCCGCAGGAGCAACAGUGGCAGCGACCCAGGGCCCUCAGAUGGCGUGGAGGGUGAAAAAGAGGAAGGGGAGGAGUCGGGGGAGGAGUCGGAAGGGGAAGGGAGGAAGAGGAGGAGGUCCGACAGCUACUCCCUGACCUUCGACGAGAGCCUGUCGUGGUGCGUGAUCGGCGGACUAGGGAGCGCCCGAGACCGGACCAGCAGCCAAUCAUCAGACUCCCACAGCACAUCCGGGAGGUCGGAGGUCACGGUCCCAGCCUCGGACUCGGAGAGCGACAACUUCAGCGUUGAAUUUGAGGUCGAGUCGGUCGACUCCGACGACUACAACGAAGACGACGCCUCGCUGUCUGCAGACGACCAGAUAUACGAGGUCACCAUAUUUGAGGCGGAGGAGAACGACUCCUUCGACGAAGACACGGAGAUCACGGAAGCUGACUACUGGCGCUGUGCCAAGUGUGAGGAGCUGAACCCGCCUCUCCCCAGAAACUGCCUCCGCUGCUGGGCGCUGCGUCAGGAUUGGCUGUCCGAGGUGUCCAAGUCCGCCCCCUCCAGCCCUAAAGCCCUGCCCCCAAAGCCAACCGACCAAUCGGCAGCCAGAGAAACUCCAGGCUCGGACGUCGAGGAGAACGACGGCGUCGACGUCCCGGACGGGAAGCGAGUGAAGACGGCCUCCUCCUCCUCCCAGGACCUCCUGUCCUGCUCCCUGCCUUCCUCCUCCUCCUCCUCGUCGCAGCAGCAGAAGCUCUGGACUCCCGACUCCCAGCCCUCCUCCUCCUCCGGAGACUCCCAGGAGCCCCGCCCCGCCACCCCUCCCCCCGCCGUCCCCGAGCUGGACCGCAGCGUGUCGGCGGAGUGGCGCCUGCCGGACUCGUGCCUGGACCCGUGUCUCAUCUGCCAGUCGCGGCCCAAGAACGGCUGCAUCGUGCACGGCAACACGGGCCACCUGAUGGUGUGCUACGUGUGCGCCCGCAAGCUGAAGAAGAGGAACAAGCUGUGUCCCGUCUGCCGGCUGCCCAUCCAAUCGGUGGUCUUCACCUACCUCAGCUGAGGGCCAAUCGGUGGUCUUCACCUAGCUGAGGGCCAAUCGGUGGUCUUCACCUACCUCAGCUGAGGGCCAAUCGGUGGUCUUCACCUAGCUGAGGGCCAAUCGGUGGUCUUCACCUACCUCAGCUGAGGGCCAAUCGGUGGUCUUCACCUAGCUGAGGGCCAAUCGGUGGUCUUCACCUACCUCAGCUGAGGGCCAAUCGGUGGUCUUCACCUCGCUGAGGGCCAAUCGGUGGUCUUCACCUACCUCAGCUGAGGGCCAAUCGGUGGUCUUCACCUACCUCAGCUGAGGGCCAAUCGGUGGUCUUCACCUCCUAGAUAUACAAGUUUAGCUUCUCUGCUGCCAUCCUCUGGCUCAUGUUUGCACUUCCUGUCUCUUCUUCUUCUCUUAUUAAAGGAAGCCGAAUCGUU
Molecule: messenger RNA, 2057 nt
Organism: Pseudoliparis swirei
Lineage: Eukaryota; Metazoa; Chordata; Actinopteri; Perciformes; Liparidae
Gene: mdm2
Product: MDM2 proto-oncogene
Exons: 13
Coding region: 127-1650 (507 amino acids)
Biological process (GO): regulation of cell cycle; negative regulation of apoptotic process
Cellular component (GO): nucleus
Molecular function (GO): identical protein binding; ubiquitin protein ligase activity
Source: RefSeq, a predicted model, not a curated record